AUGACAGAAAGCCGGAGUACGAACCUGUCACCUAUAGAGGUCCAAGAUGUGGAAUUUCAUAUUGAUGCUCAAUCGCAUUCUCCCAGUUCCAUAUUGCCAAAUGAACCUAUUAAGCUUGAUAUAGAGCAUGCCGUGGUCGAGGAUGAUCCUCGAAUAUGGUCAAACACGAAGAAGACUGCCAUAUUGUUCAUUAUAUCUGGUGCCUCAGUGAUUUCGGGUUUGGGGUCUAACAUACAAAACCCCGCCAAUGCUCAAAUCAAGCAGCAGCUACACGCCAGCAGCGGAGAUAUCAGUCUGAGUAUAUCUCUGUUCAUUCUGGUUCAAGGCAAUUUUCCUAUCAUUUGGAGUGCGAUUAGCGAGAUAAAGGGCCGCAAGCUCGUGUACCUUCUAUCCAUUGGGCUUUUCAUAAUUGGAUCUGCAAUCGUGGCUGUGUCAAGGACUAUUGGUUUGAUGAUUGGCAUGCGAAUCAUGCAAGCCGCAGGGUCAAGCGCAAUUUUCGGUAUGGGAACUGCCACUCUGGCCGAUAUAUACGAACCACAUCAACGAGGUACAAUGAUGGGUGUCUACUAUUCUGCACCUCUCCUCGGUCCCUCGUUAGGACCAAUCUUUGGUGGUGCACUCACACAGGGCCUUAGCUGGCGGGCAGUUUUCUGGUUCUUGGUCAUCUGGGGAGGUAUAAUCUUCUCGGCAUUUCUUGUCUUGUUCAAGGAUACCUUCAGGAAGGAAAGGAGUGUGGUUUACCAGAACAUAUUAAAUUCGAGACUCCGAAAAAAGCAGUCGUCGGAAGCGACGGACGAGUCGCAAAACAUUUCGAAAUCAAAAGUGGGUGGAGAAAACAAGACGACAUCGAAAGAUAUCGAAGCACAGCGGCCGGUAAUACCAUCAGCCAUUAAAGACAUGAAACUGUCCAUGGUUGAUGUCAACCCUUUCCCUCCAUACUUCUCUAUUGUCAGCCGCAAGAACAACCUGCUUAUCUUGAUAGCAUCAGGCGCCUUUAGUAUUGCGUAUACAUGCGCAAGAACAUUGUCAGUGUAUUAUGAUUAUGAUGCAUUGAAGACCGGCCUUGUUUUGCUUGUCUAUGGUGUCGGUAAGCGAAUUACAAGUAUUGGGAACACCUGCCUGACGCAUCUAUUUAUCGCAGGCUCCGUAGCUGGCAGCAUAUCGGGCGGUUAUUGGUCCGAUAGGACACUUGCUCGGCUAAAGGCUGAAAAUGGAGGGGUCAGCUUCCCAGAGAUGCGCCUCGAGAGCACGAAAAUCGCCAUGUUGUGGUCACCUCUGUCUGUGAUUGGAUACGCCUGGGUGUGCCAAGAACGAGUCCAUGUUGCCGCUGUGUGUGUGAUGCUGUUCCUCACUGGAUUUUUAUCUGUAUGGAUCUACGCAAGCACACUGGCAUACCUUGUCGAUGCAAACGCUGGUCGCUCAUCAAUGGCAGUAGCAGCAAAUAGUUCUUUCCGUGGUCUGUUUGCUUUUGUCGCUGCCGAGAUUGCGGUUCCUUUACAAGAUACUAUUGGUGACGGUGGUCUGUAUACUCUCUGGGCAGGUCUAAUGGUUGUCGUCGAGUGCAUGAUCCUGCUAGUGUUGUACAAAGGCAGGAGCUGGAGAGAAGCCAGUGUUGAGCGGGAGAAGCAGACACUGGAUGCCAAGUAAGGUUUAGACGAUCACACGUCCAACCGACCCUGAUUGAAUACUGAGGGGCAGGAAGUAAUAGAAAGGUCAGAAUUCGAUGACCGUAAGUAUCAGUAGCCUGGGGUAUUGCUGUAUAUGCAGAAUCGAUUUAAGCCGAUUAUC
Suillus fuscotomentosus is the source of this 1788-nucleotide messenger RNA. RefSeq names its product MFS general substrate transporter. Lineage: Eukaryota; Fungi; Basidiomycota; Agaricomycetes; Boletales; Suillaceae. Gene Ontology annotation, biological process: transmembrane transport. Gene Ontology annotation, molecular function: transmembrane transporter activity. The record is from RefSeq and is a predicted model, not a curated record. Bases 1 to 1647 code for a protein of 548 amino acids. The transcript is spliced from 9 exons.